AUGUCUGACAAACACGUGGUUCUUACCGAAAAUGCACCUCCAACUCUGCCCGGCAUCUACUCGCAAGCCAUAGUUGCCAACGGAUUCGUCUACUGCUCCAGUUGCGUGCCCAUGGACGCGCAGACUGGUAAAAUCGUUGACCGAGAUAUCAAGAUGCACACUCAUCAAUGCAUCAAAAAUAUAUCGAACAUUCUCGAAGUCGCUGGUUCAAACAUCACCAAGGCCGCCAAAUUCAAUGUCUUCCUGUUCAACAUGGACGAUUUUGUGGCUACGAAUUCGGUCUGUACGCUUUAUUGGGGUAAUGUGAAGCCCUCUCAGACAUGUGCUGCUGUGAAAACUUUGCCGUUGAAUGUGGACGUGGAGAUUGAGUAUCUUGCAAUUCUGUAA
Molecule: messenger RNA, 387 nt
Organism: Penicillium subrubescens
Lineage: Eukaryota; Fungi; Ascomycota; Eurotiomycetes; Eurotiales; Aspergillaceae
Exons: 3
Coding region: 1-387 (128 amino acids)
Cellular component (GO): cytosol; mitochondrion
Molecular function (GO): deaminase activity
Source: RefSeq, a predicted model, not a curated record